CAGCAACUUCAUUGCCAUCAUUCAGCACAACCAUUCAGCAACAUCUAAAGGCUGGGACAGAAUUUCAGAUUUGGAAAGAAAUGAUUGCAGAGGCUGCACAUUACUACACUGCCAACUUCCCCAACAUCAGCAGCUCAUCUGAAUAUCAUGACAUUGGCAAGAAGAUGCACCAAGAAUUUCCUGCAAUUGCCCGAGAAGGAGAACAUGCAUGGUCCUUUUUCACGAAAUGCUUAAGCCAGAGGAUUCGACACAUGCGAUGGGCAUCAAAAAAGAAGACAGUGCCACCAAAACCAGCAGAGGUACAAGGAGAGAAGAGGGGACGGGAGGACACCAAUGACCAGCCCAGGAAAUCUGUCAGAGGAGCACAGCUGCACAUUUCUGGUCACAAGAGCUGUACUGAUGCAGAGUAUGAGGAACAUCUUAAGGAGCUAGCGAGUCAGUGGGACAAGGGUGAGACACGAAAUGUGAAGCACAUCAAGCUGCUGCUCAGCGAAACCUUUCGAAGGAACGAGCAGUGGAUUCGUACUCUACCGGAUUCUCAGGUUCAUCCAAUCCUUGAGAAAAUACCUUGCUAUGAAGAUGGUGCAAUGGUGAUGCAUGAUUUUCAACUCCUCCUUGGUGAGACAAAGUUUCAGGCCAUCCAAGACAACAUCAUCGUCUUCAUGGAUGCAGUAGAGAAAAUUAUGGAAUCGAAAACAGAGGAGGCCGAGCCAGAGAGGAUGAUCCCUAUAAUUUCUUACGUGGAAAAGGCAACAGCCUUUGAGAAGGGGAAGGGAAGAAAGACUAGGUCGAUCAUCACCAUGAAAGAGGACAUACCAGAUGGUGACAUCAAAAAGGAACUCCACACCCCAAGAAAUGAGCCACCGAAGCUGGUAAUCUUCACAUCAAACAACAAGCUGCAAGCAUCUUUUGUUGUAGCUGAUGGAGUCAGUAUUAUGAGUGAGAAGGGUUCUACUGCCACUGCUGCAAUCCUCUUACUCAUUGGAGUGUACUACCUAUUCGACCUGGAGUACCCAAAGACUUAUUCUCAGCUCCUUGGAACACUCCAGAACCAUGUUGUUAAGGGUGUGCCCUAUGAUGGCCAAAAGAGUGCCAAAUUCAGAAUGUUCCAAACGGCUUUGCAAAGAAAAUUAAAAGCUGUUGCUGAAAAUUAAAAGCAGUUGCAGUAGAACCCUUCUCACCUUAUUUUGUCCAUUACACAACAUGCUGCUUAAACUCAUUAGGCCAAGAAGAAAAAAACAUGUUUUCUGUUAC
Molecule: messenger RNA, 1254 nt
Organism: Patiria miniata (bat star)
Lineage: Eukaryota; Metazoa; Echinodermata; Asteroidea; Valvatida; Asterinidae
Exons: 5
Coding region: 81-1154 (357 amino acids)
Source: RefSeq, a predicted model, not a curated record